UGGUGCAACCCCGCGCCGAUCCUAGUACGCCUGCAGGGAAUCGUUAGAUGGCUUCGCUACGGGCACGCCGUCCUGCCGCUCAAGCUGCGGAUACGAUAGCGACCGUGGUGUGACAUAGGUGCCGGCAGGAUGGCUAGAGAGGUGGCUUUGCGAAAGCGCAUUGACAGCUCAUACUCUUCUUAAUGCGCAGCUCCUACAUGAUAUCUAGAGACGCAGUUGGGGGGAAGUCGGCUGGGUGAUGGUCUGAUGUCGAGAGCUAUUUGUUGUACACCUGCACGGUAAAGAUGUCGAACAUACACGCCAGCCGUGAUGCGCGGGAGCGAGAUGGAGAUCAAGCCACACGGCACGAGAACCCACCCUCCAACGGAUACUUUGCGCAACGACAGGACCAUAUGCCUGGGGACGAUCCGGCAGUGCGCGCAGAACAGGCAAAGGCAAGAGGAGCUGAGGCAGAUGGUUACCCGGUCGAUCCGUCUGCGAUACCACCAUCACCACCCUCUCCCGUCUCGUCCGUGCGCUCUUCGGUAUGGUCACUGCAGACAGGUCCAAUACUCGAUGCCGGUCCUGCUCCGCCUGACUACGCGGCUGCGGUCGCAAGCAGAGCACGCCAGCAACAUCCAGAACUACCGGCGCAUGCGCAGGAACCACAACCAGAUCGGCAUGAGUUGCGAAACCAUGAAGCAGGAAGCUACGGUACUAUGCGCCAAGAGCAAACGCCUACAAGCGCGGCGCAGGCGGCAGGCGAUCGGCAAAGGUCGCUAGGAAGCGAAAGCGAGUUGACAUCUCAGAAUGCAGUAUCUGGGACUCAGUCCCAUGGCGGCAUUGAGCGAGAGUGGCCCUUCGGCAACCGCAACAACCCUUUCACGAACAACUUUCCGUUUGGAACAGGGGGCAGCCCGUUCGAUUACCUUGGGCAACCGCAAAGCAUGCAGGAUGUGCAACGACAGCAACAACAAACGGCACCGCAGCAACAGGAGAGUGGCGAUGAUGAUGGUGGCGAGGAACAAGGCCUGCUAAGUCGGCGAAGAAAGGGAGGCCGGAAGAGACGAUGGCGGCGUAUCCGAGCUUGCUGCUGCUCACCAGCCGCAGUCCUGAACCUCAUUUUCGGUGCCGCUCUUGUUGGAAUUAUCAUUCUCUUAGUGAGAUUGAACAGAGUCGGAAAUAGAUCAGACUCGCCGUCUCAGGACAAGCCUGCAGCAGGCGGAGAUGGCGGCGAAAGCAACUCCACCGACCCUUUCCCAGCACAUCCCGAAAAUGGCCAGUGCGAGUACAAAUACUUUAGCGGAUCGAUAUCUUUUGAAUUCUCUCACGCCGAUAACUUCUCGUUCACGGAGAUGAUCGAGCCUUCGACUUUUGUUCCGGGAGGUAUCUCUGGUAAUGUCUGGAUCCUGCCCGCUCCUCCCGAGCAAACCCACCCUAUCCAGGGCUGGGUGAGCUACGCGACAAGCGAACCGUGGCAUGUGACAGAUAUGAGCUAUUUCUUCGAGGCUGGCAGUAUCGAGUUAAGAUUUCCACCGCACAACCGUAUGAGAGGACGACGGCCGUGCAUGGACAUCGGCAUGACCUUCUACGUGAAAGACAAUGUGCAAAGCUCUACCUGGAGCAUAUUGACUGGCAAUCUCAAUGUGGAGGUGGACGACAUGCUGUUCGUGAGGAACAGCAUCGGCGAGAUGACGAGGGGACCGCGCAUUGGCACGAUGAACGUUAACACUGUUCGGGGCGAUGUCAAGAUGCCCUAUUGGGAUUCGCGACGUACUAUCAUCGACACGGAUUCCGGGUCAGUGAGUGGGACAUAUGCUCUUCGAGAUUUGUUGUCCAUCAGCACACACUCCGGCACAGUGAGCAUUAGUGUCGAGCCUCAGUUGGCAGAUCCUGUCAAUGCAAAGCCGGCAGAGUUCCAAAUGGAAUCGCACUCUGCGAGUGUCCACGCGAACUUUCCGAUCUACGGCGACCUCCCGGACCGAGACUACAGAACCAGGGUAAGCACCCACUCCGGAACGGUAUCAGGGAACUAUCUCCUGGGAUCUACGGCCGCGUUCAGCUCGCAGUCGGGGACGCUCAGUCUAGGCGUCCUACCCUGCUUCGCUCAAGACAUGGACGCGACCCUACAUACCGAUAGCGGCUCGGCUUCGACGAGCAUGUACCUCUUGCCACCGUACAGGAUUGCCGGGGCGAAGAUGCGAUCGUCGCACCGAUCCAACUCGGGCGCAAUGAGCCUGGUGUAUCCGGAUGAAUGGGACGGUCAGAUAGAAGGCCACAGUAAAAGUGGAGGUAUCAGUCUCCGUGGCAAGGACGUCAAAGUGUAUUUUGAUGGCUCGUACGGCCCAGCGGGAAGGCAUAUCAUUGCUCAUAAGGGCUAUGGUGGUUCGAAACUCGAUUUUUCGACCAACAGCGGAAGCGUGAGCCUAAAGGUCGGGUACGAGUAACAAUCGCAGUCUAGUCGAGGUGGAUAGCUCGAAACGGGCGGAAAGGAGAAGCUGGAGAGUGUCUACGAGUAAUGACUGGAUGUUACACAAAGCUGUAUAUGGUCUGGCGCUGGUGGUUCUUGAAGGAUAUGAAAUUUCUUGGCACUAGAGAGCGUCGUUGAUUGCCGAGCCUUAUAUUGUGGAUACGCAUGCAUACUGUAAGUAUAAACAUGUGGUAUACACGAUACGGAAGAGCCAGACGAAGUAUUGCAUGGC
This is a messenger RNA of Baudoinia panamericana UAMH 10762, 2681 nucleotides long. RefSeq lists its product as uncharacterized. The coding region runs from base 285 to 2426 and encodes 713 amino acids. The transcript is spliced from 2 exons. Lineage: Eukaryota; Fungi; Ascomycota; Dothideomycetes; Mycosphaerellales; Teratosphaeriaceae. The record is from RefSeq and is a predicted model, not a curated record.